CUUUUACGGUUCGGUUUCGGUUUCAAUGAAUUUACAAAAGGCCAAAUAAAACACGGAAUAAACAGUAUUUCGUAUAUAUAUUUUUUUAAUUGGCCAGAUGCACUCAAGCAAUAUUUGCAGAAGCCAGCACCUGCAGGAGAAAGGACACCUGAUCCGUCAUGUUCACCUCUCUCUGAACUUUCUGCAGCAGGAGAAGGGACAUCCAGUAGUAGUACUCCAGGGACCAGUGGAACACAGGCCAGGUACACACAGCCUGCAUCAGGUGAAGGUGAAGGGACAUCAAGCACUCAGGGCAUCAGUGAAACACAGACGACUGAGACCAGGGACACGCAGCCUGAAGCAAGUGAAGGGGCCACAUCUAGUAUUCCAGGCACCAGUAAAACACAGACCACUGAGACCAGUGAAGGAACAACAACCGCAACAUGCUCUGCUACUACACUGCCGCCUGCAGACACCUCACCCUCCUCAAUUCCUAAUAUCCAGGGAGCACCCAUAGAUCCUGCUGACUGGCCAGCCCUCUGUGAUGCGGUAAGGACUGAGUUAGUUAGUAGAGGACCAUACAAGACCAAUCCAGACUUUACAUUUCCCAAAAGAGAUGAUGGGAGAAGCUGCCACCACCACUACUUCUACAGGAAAUUAGUCAAUGGGGAGAAAGUCAAGAGAAGCUGGCUUGUAUAUUCAAGGAAAACCAAUACUCUGUACUGCUUCUGCUGCAAGCUCUUUUCAAAGAAACAUUUUAACCUCAAUAGUAGUGGCCUAAAUGACUGGAAGAAUUGCGGGGAGAUCCUGAAAAGCCAUGAGCAAAGUUCAGAGCAUUUAGGGCACAUGACCUCAUGGAAGGAACUGGAGACUCGACUUGAAAAGGGCCAAACAAUUGACAAAAUGGAAAUGGCACUCCUUCAAGCUGAAAGGAGGAGGUGGCGUGAUGUGCUGACCAGGUUGGUCGCCAUAAUACAGUCUUUGGCCGAGCGAAAUAUUCCCAUGCGGGGGAGCUCAGACAGACUAUACCAGCCAAAUAAUGGGAACUUCCUUAAGGAAGUUGAGCUCAUGGCCAGGUUUGACCCAGUUCUCAAACAACAUGUUGCUGAUGUGGAGAGAGGAGCCAGGCAUGCAACAUACUUGUCAAAGGAUAUUCAAAAUGAACUAAUUGAUUGCAUUGGUGAAAAAAUUGUUCACUAUAUGUUAAGGGAGAUAAAGCUGGCCAAAUACUAUUCCAUUAUUUUGGAUUGCACCCCAGACCUCAGCCACGUAGAGCAGUUGUCGGUUAUAGUUAGAAUUGUUGCAGCAGACGACACCGACACCCCAAAAAUAAAAGAACAUUUCAUGGGGUUCCUUGAAGUUGAAUCAUCCACGGGAGAAAGCCUCUCCAACCUCAUUCUGAAGAGACUAGAAGAGUUCAACCUUCCCUUCGAAGACUGCCGGGGACAGUCUUACGACAACGGCGCAAAUAUGAAGGGAAAGGUCAAAGGUGUCCAAGCUAGACUUCUGAAAAAAAAUCCAAGAGCUUUAUUCGUCCCGUGCGGAGCACAUACUUUAAAUCUUGUUGUUGCGGAUGCAGCAAAAAGUUCUACGGAUGCACUCAGUUAUUUUGGCUACCUACAAAGAAUUUUUACACUAUUCUCUGCCUCCACACAAAGGUGGGCCAUCCUAAAGCACCACGUCCAAACAACUGUGAAAUCCUGGUCAGAUACAAGAUGGGAAAGUCGAAUUAGCAGUGUGCAGGCUGUGAGAUUCCAGACAGCGGAGGUGAGGGAUGCCCUUCUUGAGGUCAGGGAGAAAGCCACUGACUCAAUGGUAAUAACUGAAGCACAGUCUUUGACUGAAGAAGUUGGGUCAUACCGCUUCACCAUUUGUAGCAUUGUGUGGUAUGACAUGCUGGCCAAAAUACAUCAUGUCAGCAAAGCAUUGCAGUCUGUGUCAAUGCAGCUGGAUGUGGCUCUGAAUCUCCUGAGGAAAACAGUAGACUCUCUGGUGAGCUAUAGAAGCACUGGGUUCGCUUCUGCUCAGGUAUCCGCAAGAGAUCUCUGUGAGGAGAUCAAUGUGGACACCGUCCUAAAGCAGAAGAGGCUGAGAAAAACAAAGAGACAGUUCUCUUAUGAAUCCCCUGAUGAGCCAGAAGGAGACGCACUUAAGAAAUUAGAAAUUUCCUUCUUCAAUGUUAUUGUCGAUGCGUCGGUAACAUCACUGCAAGAACGCUUCAAGCUUUUGGGUGAUGUUCAGGACAAGUUUGGAGUGUUAAUUAACUUCCCUAAUUUGACAGAGGAAGAACUCGCCCAGGAGUGCGAAACCCUCAGCAACACUCUGAGCCAAGGUGACCAUAAAGACUUUGACGGGAGGGAACUGGCACUUGAGUUGAACAAUUUCCAAGCAUUGCCAAAAGCCGGCAUGACGACAAUGGAAAUUCUAAAUCACUUAAAAGAGAAGAAACUUGAAGAAGUUUUCCCAAAUAUGUGGGUGGCCCUAAGAAUUGCUGUCACAUUACCUGUGACUGUAGCUUCUGCUGAAAGAAGCUUCUCAAAAUUAAAAUUACUGAAGACCUACCUAAGGUCAACGAUGAGUCAAGAACGCCUCAAUGGGCUUGCACUGAUGAGCGUCAACCAAGAGGUCUCAAGUCAGAUAUCAUUUGAUGAUACCAUCAACACAUUUGCCAUUAGGAAGUCUAGAAUUGUCAAAUUCUAAUGCUGCGUCACUUUGAAAGGUCAAUAGAAAUGCCCGAUACAACUGCACUUUUGUUCGUAGAGUGUUUAAUAGUUAAACUGGUGUCCAUUAUAGUGUUCUUUUAGUGUGUUUUUUUUUUAAGUUCAUAACAUUCUUUGUAGCAUUUUUGUAUAUAUUUGCAUAUUUUGACUUGAUACUUUUGGCUUAUUUUUACUUGUAUGCUUAAGUGUUUAUGAAUGUAUAUAAGUCAUUUAAAAUAAUUAAAAAGAAAAUAUUCUGAAACAUUUCUGUUUGUUGUCCAUGCAUCACACAUUUAUUUGCAAUGUAGUAUAGUGGAGCUAUAAUUGUGUGAAAAUGCUGCAAGCAAAGUAAAGGUAAAUCAGUUAAUAUGCGUCUUAAGUGAUGUUUAAUAUAGCAAUGUAAAUUAACAGGGCAACGCUCGGCUCGCUAUUGGGGGGGGGGGGGGCG
Molecule: messenger RNA, 3126 nt
Organism: Gadus morhua (Atlantic cod)
Lineage: Eukaryota; Metazoa; Chordata; Actinopteri; Gadiformes; Gadidae
Product: zinc finger MYM-type protein 1-like
Exons: 4
Coding region: 826-2679 (617 amino acids)
Molecular function (GO): protein dimerization activity
Source: RefSeq, a predicted model, not a curated record